AUGUUGUGCCUUACAGAACUUACAUGUAAAGUGGAUGCAAUAUAUUAUGCAACAUCAAGUGGUAUCAAAGGUGUAUUCUCUGACGGUAAUUCAACAGUUAUGAUAAGAUCAGAAAGUAACGUGAAGUUAAACUACGAUUCUUCGAGUGAAAGACUCCUCUACUACGAUGGUGAUAAUCUAAUAAGUGUUAAACUGGACGGCAGUAAUGCAACUGCAAUAGCGUCUCUCUCCACCAUAUUACGUUUUGCUGUAGAUCAUAUAACAAGGAAGGUGUACUACAUUACUAAUUUAUUCAGAAACGUUCGCAGCAUUGAUCUGGAUACUGGAGCUGACAAUCCUGUAAGUUCUAAUGUUGGAAGUGGUGUUGAAGACUUGGAUACUGAUCCAAAUAACAGGUAUAUUUCACCUGCCAUUGAUUAUAAUACCUUAAUAAAAAUAACAAAUUGGUUUAACGAGUUUUACCAUUGCGCUAAGUUAUAUUUUUGUUAAAUGAUUCAAGUGUUGGUCAACGCUAGGAUACUUUCCCUUUUACAGCAUGUUUAAAAAGAGAACAUGAGAUAUCGAUUCAUUACUUUAUCCUUUCAGUUAGUGCCAGCUAUGUGAAGUACCAUAUUCCCAGAAAUUGCUUCUAAGAGUCUUGUCUAAUUUACUGGUUUUUAUCAUUUACAAAACAAGGAAUUUUAAUUAUUACCGAGUUGGCAUGUUGAUGACCCUUGAGGGAGACCAACGAAAUCAUAUAAAAUAUAAAAUUUUCAAAAAUUUGCCGCUGGGAUUUGCCUUUUAUCGCUUACCUUUGAAAGUAUCCGCAUUCAAAAACGGCGUAUGCAAGGUUACUCUUGAAUAGUUCAAAAACGUGUUAUGAUUCUAAAGGAAGUGAAGCGAAGGCAUAUAUCCGGAAAAUUUAAGGCUGGAACGGGGCAUUUGAGAAACAAGGCAUUUUCACUGCGAUAUUGGAGUUUAAUUUUCUGGCAAUCGGUCACUAUACGACUAUUAUUUUACCAGCAGCAUCCAUACAGCUCUAAAGUAGAGGAAUUAUUGACUCGCAAUAUCGCCUUUUCAAUGGAUGGGUGCCUGAAUAUGCUCCCACAAAGCAAUCCUCGAGAGAAGACCUCCAACGGCACGUUCGUCGCUCGUUGAUUGUUCAGCAAAGUCGUCCUCGUAAUCUUCGUCUUCACUCGACUACUCAUCAUCGUCGUUUGGUAGAGCCUAGGCAGAUUUCUUUUCGAAAUUAAUGACUGCUUUGUUGGUUGUUAUGCCUAAGUUUUCUACUUUUUUCUUGAGAUGAUAUUUGCAAAUCGGGCAAGCACUGAUGUCUGGUAGGUUACACUCGAGCUGAAAAGUGUGCACACAGGCCUCGAUGAAUGCGCGCCAUUAAAGACUGUCGCGGCUGCGUUCGAUCUUAUCAUUGUUGCUGCAUGUGUCAGUGGAAUGAAAGUAUAUUAAACAUAUUUCAUACAUAUGAUUCAUAUACAUUGUUUAGGCUGUAUAAAGAUUUAUAUUUUUUCGAGCCCCAGUUUGUCAGACAACAGAAGGUGACUUAUUUGAUUUAGUACGCAUUUUUGCCACUUGUUAAACAAAUUGAAUCUGAUGUGUUUACACAAUUAUAGAAAAUAGAAAGCCACUGUAUAUUUUCAGAUUUUUAGGAUCAUUGAUUCAAAAACAAUUUACUAAAGCAUAUACUACUAUUGAUAGUGCUGCAGUAUAAUUAUACAGAACCUACAUUAUUGGAUUAGAAGGUCUUUCUACAGAUGAAAAGUCCAAUGGAAGAACUCGGUUGGUGACAACCAUGCUUCGAAAUAAAUUUGGUAGUGUCCACUUUGUUGUCUUCUUAUGUUGCCAGUGCACUCUCGACAGUAACACAGCCUGACCAGAAUUAUCAUGGAAAAUUCCAAAUUUAUUGAUGAGAAAUUCAGCAGCCUUGACUUUCAAACUAGAGAUUGACUUCUGGCUUUGUCAUUAUGACAAGGAAAUUUUAGUAGUUCUCUCUCGUUUCGUGUAUUGGCAAGAGAAUAACCAUCGAAUUGCAAUGUUUCGCACACUACAUCAAGUAUUGGCAGCUUUCGAGGAGUAUCAUGUUGAAAAUUUCCAUUUCUUUUUGUGAGCAGGGGCCAAGAGGCCAAUUACAUGGAAUAUUUUCAACCUGAACUCAGCCUUGUAGACCGAGUUGAGAUUUUAUGACAAAAUUUUCAGCCAAGGGUCAAGUUCAUCCAAGGGUUGAAAUUUUAACCCUGCUUCAGCUGUCGGGGGAGAAUUGAGGACGUAUACAAUCCCAGGCCGGGUUGAAACCAUCCAUGUAAUCGCAAACAAUUUUAACACAGUUCAACCCCGGGGUUGAUAGUGCUCCAUAUACUUGUAACCGACCCCUAAUGCCACUGACAAUGCUGAGCGCGCAAAUUAUUGUAAAGGCAAAGGAUUGUCGCUGGUAAGCACGAAAUGCAUCAUCCCAAUUAAUGUUCGUGCCACCUCAGAAAUUUCAUGUUAGCCCGAAAGUCAAUUUUUAAUUUGAAAGUCAAGACUGUUGAACUUUUCACCGAAACAUUAGCCUGCGUGACAGGCCCUCAAAUUUAUGGGGGCCUGAUUUGCAGCGGGCAGGCUCCCAUAAAUUUGAGGGCCUGCCACGCAGGCUACCGAGACAUUUGUUGUUUUCCAUGAUAAUCCUGGUCAGGCUGUGUUGCUGCCAAGAGUGCGUGGGCAAAACAAGGAGACAAGAAAGUGGAAACUACUAAAUUUUCUUGGAAGCAUGGUUGUCACGAACCGAGUUCUUCCAUUGGGCUUUUCAUCAGUGGAAAGACCUUCUAAUUUGACAAUGUAAGUUGAGAAAAUAAGUUGUUUCUAGCAAUGUGCAUGACGAUAAAACUUAUACUACUUUUGUUCCUGGAACACCAAUAAUGAAUUUUCGUGAUGUUUCCACAAGCAAAAUUAUUAUAAGUUCAGAAAAAUAGUUUUUGAUUCCAUGAUCUAUAAUUGUAUAAACACAUCAAAUAUUUUAACUGCAUUAUAAAUGGGAAACUGCGUACUAAAGCAAAUAAGUAAACUUUUGUUAACUGACAAUCUGCUGCUCGAAAAAAUAUGAUUAAUUAUACAGGCUAUAAAAUGUACAUGAAUCAUAUGUAUGGAAUAUAUGUUUAAUAUACCUUCAAUUUCCAUUGACACAGCAAAUGCGAUAAGAUCGAAUGCAGGCGUGAUAGACCUUUGUGGCGCAUUUUUUGAGACUGUGUACAUUCUUUCCAUCUGGAUUUUAAUUCGCCAGACAUCAGUGUUUCGCCGAUGUGCAAAUAUCCUCUCAACAUAAAAGCGGGAAGCUUGGGCAUAACGCCAACGAGACAGUCAUAAAUUUCGACAAGAUAUCUGCUCAAGCUCUAUACCUAACGACGAUCGAUGAUGAGGAGACGAGUGAUGGUGAGACAACGUCGAGCGAAAAAGAAGAUAACGAGGACGACUUUGUUUAACAAUCGACGAGCGCCGAACGUACCGUUGUAGAUCUUCUCUUGGGGAUUGCUUAGUGGGAGCAUGUUCAGGCACCCAUCCAUUGAAACGGCGGUUUUGUGAUUCAAUAUUUCUUCUACUUUAGUGCUAUAUAGCCACUGCUGGUGUAGUGGCCGAAGGCGAGAAAAUUGAAUGAAAAAACCGCUGUGAAAGUGUUUUUUUUCCACUCUUAAAUAUUUCCGAAUAUAUGCCUUCGCUUCACUUCCUUUAGAAUCACAACACUUUUUGACCUAUUGGGCAAUGACCUUGCAUACGCCGUUUUUGAAUGCGGGUAAUUUCAGAGCUAAGCGAAGAAACGCAAAUCCCAGCGGUAAAUUUUUCGAAAAUUUUAUAUUUUUCGUUAGAUAAAUCCAAAUAAUUAAAAAAAUAGAUCCCCCAAGUUUUAUUUGCGACCGUAAUUUUCGUGUUGAAAUACGCCUCUAAACCGGAAGUAGUUAAAAUAUACGCGUUCCAAUUAGCUUAGCGCCAAACGUGAACAAAUGCUCUGAUUGGUCAAAAAAGAAAUUCACCCUUGCUGCUCUCCACAUUUUUAAUAUUUUAAACACUUUUAAUUAAAAAAGCGUACAGCAAGAUUAAAACGAAACGAGAUCUAGAUGUAAUUAUGUAACAGUAAUAUAUGAAAUACACGAAUUCCAAAAUAGGUAAUAGUACUAUAAUUGUCAGCUUUUUUAAUUUCAGCUCACUUCUUUUUGCUGGUGGAAACAACGGAGAUAUUGUUCGCUAUUUCCUUGAUAAUGGUACACAAGAAAUUGUUUACAAUAACAAUAGAUCACCUCAAAUUCUGUCAGUUGACUCUGAGUACGAAGUAAUUUAUUGGAUUGACUAUAUCGCUGAGAAUGAUAGCUACUCUCUUAUGAAAACAUACUUCAAUGGUUCAACUUCGCAAGUAAAUUAUUAUCUUGGUACGACAAGCUCAGUCAAGAUUGCAAUUGGUAAAGACGAUUUUUACGUUAUGGACAGUACAAGACGACGUAUCGAUAGAUUUGACAGAAGUACAGCCUCUUUGCAAAAUAUAUUCUACCUGAGCGAUACGGCUGAAGAACUUACGAUUGUUCAAGGUAAGGCCUAGUAGGCCAUCAGUAUUUUUGUUGCAAUUAAAAAAUUCUCAAUUCCUUAUAUGGCAUGUCGCAUUGAAACAUUCGCGAUCAUAAUAUUACCUAAUUACUAAUUAGUACUAAUUAAAAGACCGAAUGAUCAAAUACACUUUAAUUAAUAAAAUCGUCUUAAAAAGUCUCUUUUCUUACAUUAAGAUUUCACUUCUUUUUACACUAUAAGAAUACAUGGUCGCUUCGCUCAGGCCACGCUUGGGCACAAGUGGAAUAUCGAUAUGACAGCUACAGUACAGUUUAGAUAGUUGGUCAAAAUUGUAAAUGAAGGCAAAUUUGUUUUUGUAGAUUUGGAUGAAUGCUGUGAUGGUGAUCAGUGCCAUGGCAAUGCAACAUGUACAAACACGCCUGGAAGCUAUUUCUGUACAUGUAAGGAGGGCUAUACUGGAAAUAACACACACUGUGAAGGUAUAAAUAGAUUUACUAUAUUUUCAAUCACAAUUACGAUUAUACCCACUCAGGUAAUCACCGCCCAGGGUUUUCUUUUUCUAUGUCCCCUAUUCCAAAGCUUGAUAGUAAUAUCUAGUGAGAUUAUGUAACUUAUUAGUUCGUUUUAUAUAGGAGGUACUCAUUACCAGUAG
Paramuricea clavata is the source of this 5173-nucleotide messenger RNA. NCBI's taxonomy places the organism in Eukaryota, Metazoa, Cnidaria, Anthozoa, Malacalcyonacea, Plexauridae. The record is from the annotation of a GenBank genome assembly.